This is a messenger RNA of Sceloporus undulatus (fence lizard), 1075 nucleotides long. Its product is annotated as transmembrane protease serine 11C-like. Gene Ontology annotation, molecular function: serine-type endopeptidase activity. NCBI's taxonomy places the organism in Eukaryota, Metazoa, Chordata, Lepidosauria, Squamata, Phrynosomatidae. The record is from RefSeq and is a predicted model, not a curated record. Bases 136 to 915 code for a protein of 259 amino acids. Gene Ontology annotation, biological process: proteolysis. The transcript is spliced from 6 exons.
GUGACCUGGAGAGGGAAAGUAAAUUUCACAUUGGAAUUCUGACAGCAUACCUUGUAAAUCAAAUCUAGAGCUCUGAUAGGCACUGUAUUAACAGCUGAUACAGAGCUGCAACUGGUGAGAGAUAGUUCACAGGAUAUGAAGAUACACACAGCUGAAACUAUCCUCAAUGACUUCUGUGGGCUUCGAUACAACAAAACAACAUUCUCAUCAAGAAUAACUGGAGGAGAAGCUAGUCUGGGUUUUGGACAAUGGCCAUGGCAGGCCAGUCUCCAGCGAGAUGACCUCCAUCGUUGUGGUGCGACACUCAUCAGUAACACAUGGCUUGUGUCUGCAGCUCACUGCUUCAGAGAGGCAAAAGAUCCACGUAAAUGGGCUGUGACAUUUGGAACCUACUUAAGGCCUCCGCUAAUGAUACGACUUGUCAAGACCAUUAUUCUUCAUGAAAAAUACCGGUAUCCUGCCCAUGAAUAUGACAUUGCUGUUUUGCAGCUCACUAAACGUGUGGAGUUUACAACUGCUGUUCAUCGAGUUUGCCUUCCAGAUGCAAGUGACAUUUUCCCAUACAAUACAGAUGCUGUUAUUACAGGCUGGGGAGCAGUUAGCAAUGAUGGUGAAACCCCUAACGUUCUUCAGGAAGCAACUGUAAAGCUGAUAGACUCGGAGACUUGCAAUCGGAAAGAAGUGUACAAUGGGGCUAUAACACCUGGAAUGCUGUGUGCUGGGUACCUGGAAGGCGGUGUCGAUUCCUGCCAAGGUGAUUCUGGUGGUCCGUUGGUUGUAGCUGAUUUAAGGAACAUGUGGUAUCUUGUUGGCAUAGUGAGCUGGGGUGAUGAGUGUGCUAAGCCAAAUAAGCCUGGCGUCUACACACGAGUAACUUACUUUCGAGACUGGAUUACUAAACAAACUGGGCUCUGAUGGAAAAGUUGCCAGCGUUUUACACUGCAAAAAUAGUAUGCAGGCCAUACUGGUCUGUAACUUGCAGAAAAGUACAAUAGGUGUGUGUAUAAGAGUAAGAGAGAUAGAGCGAGAUAGAAGGAGGAAGAGAUCAUCUGCCUUAUUUACAAAACUGCAGCCU